AAUGAUCACAGAGCCAGAUUGGAUUAGUGAAACCUAUUUACCAGAAGUUCAGAGCGGUUGCAUGAAGCUGAAAGGCAGUCAGUAGGGAGAGGCGGAAAAUGCACCAGAUUUACAGCUGCAGCGAUGAAAAUUUAGAAGUUUUCACCACUGUGAUUUCUUCCAAAUCAUGUAGUCCUGCCCGAAGACGAGCCAAAGCUACGCAGCACAUCCUAACAAAGAGUGUGGUUGCCAUAUCGGACCGCCGGCCCCACCAGGGUGACCUCCUGCACGUGCUGUACGAGGCCAGGGGCGAGGAGGAGGCACGGGGAGUGGGCUGCCUGCAGGGUGCCCAGCGUGGAGCCUGCCUCGCCAAGGGCACUGCCCAGCACGCAGGAAUUACUGAAAAAGAGUCAUCCAAGUCCCAUAAUCAUCUGUUGGAUGGAAAAUCUUUGAUUCCUCCAUCUCCAGUUGCCCAUAUCACAGUGAAAGCUGUGGCUGUCACGGGCUCGCCCACACGCGACCGCACUUCUACGGAAGACCACAGGCAGCGCUGGAGGAAGACAACAGAGUAUGACCUGGCCCUGCCACCAGCAGCAGAAGCUUCCCUACCACUGACAGGAGGCAACCUGUGUGGGACACCCAGCCUCCUGAGGAAGAUGUGGAUGAAGCACAAGAAGAAGUCAGAGUACCUAGGGGCAACAAACAGUGCCUUUGAGGCGGACUGAUAAGGCUCAGCAUCCCUUGGAAAGGCAGAAGGUCCUUUAGCAGGACAAGGUGCUUUAGGAUCAAUGAGGGAACAGACACAGCACAGCUCAUCCAGGAAAAUUCUAUCUUUUUUAUUAUUUGAUGCCAUUUCCUCAGAACAGUGGGAAAAAGGCUAACAAAGGUAAAAACAGUGAAUAUGAUGCAACUCAAUGGCAUUGCCUUGUUGCAUUACACUAAAAUCCCAACUAUCCCACUAGAUUUGCAUCUUGACUUGAUGCUGAGACUACUGCUGACCCAUUCACCAUUUUCUAUGUCCUGUUUGAAUGAGCUCGGACUUGCAGCAAGAGAAGCCUACAAAGAGGUUUGUGUAUUCCUGCAAGGCAACAGAUUGAUUACAGAGUGCCAUUAAAUCCCAGGGACCUAUUUGUUGUGCACCACUGCUUGUCAUCUUUCCCCGCUCAUAUCAUGAGAUAAAAAUCUCAUCUUGCGAUAUGCUUGGCUGAAUGACACAUGCCAAACAACUCUUUUCCUUCAGUUCUGGUGAAAAGAGAGGAGUAAAAGAAGCAAAAAUUCUAAAACAAUGGGCCAGAACUGAGCAAGUUUGCAAACAUAUGUACCAAACUUGGCUAUGUGAAAAGUGUGUUUUAAGGUGUUCUGCCAGAUCAAACUAUGAGCAAUAGGGUAACCUCGAGGGAUACUUUCUGCCAUAGAACCUGCUUAUAAGUGAAAUGGUAGUCAGCAAUUUACCCUCUACCCAUGUGGUAGAGGAUAUUACAUUAAGUGCACAAAAUACUAGGAGGAAGGAAAGUAUGUAAAUGGUGCAACUGGGUGACUAAGUAUGAGAUAUUUGCAUGUAAGAGACCUGUGCUUAUGAACAGGUGGAUUUAAUGGAAUUUGCUUUUAAUUUUUUUUUAAUUUUUUCUUAUUUUUUUUCAAUUUAGAAAUUGCUGGUCAGGUCCCCUUUGGUUUUUCUCUCAAAAAAGAACAAAUAAGUUUUAUAAAAAAAGUUUUCACCGCUGUUAUGGGCCAUAUUAUAUUAGUCAUGAGCAGUACUUGCCUUCUGUGAGUGCUCUCCUAGUUACUAUAAAAAACCACUGGUUUCCCUAAAUACAAACUUUAAAUAUAAAGUUGGAGGAGGCGUAUCUCCUGUUGUUUAUAGUAAUGAUGACCUCUAAUCUAACCGCCAGUGCACCAAAGCGUGAAUUAAAAAUAAAGGUCUGACUCUGUGACAGCAGCAGAGGGAAGGAGCUCCCAUCUGAAACUUGCUUGCCUGCAGCCAGUGCAGUGAAAUGCACUGAGAUGCCAUCACAGACAGUGCCAUGGUAGUGAAGAGCAGCUGGCCCUGGUCAAGAGACCACCUGGAUGGGAGGGAAAGACAGCCAUGACUUCUGGCUUUGAGUGGAGCAGCACACAGGAGAGGUUUUGCAGCUUCACAGCCUGAGCAAUCAAAGUUCAUGGGAUGGGAAAACAAAUGGAGCGGGCCAGUAGC
Cyanistes caeruleus (blue tit) is the source of this 2173-nucleotide messenger RNA. RefSeq names its product vexin (gene VXN). The record is from RefSeq and is a predicted model, not a curated record. Gene Ontology annotation, biological process: neurogenesis; neuron differentiation. Lineage: Eukaryota; Metazoa; Chordata; Aves; Passeriformes; Paridae.